This is a messenger RNA of Pogona vitticeps (central bearded dragon), 1331 nucleotides long. RefSeq names its product protein phosphatase 1 regulatory subunit 7 (gene PPP1R7). Gene Ontology annotation, molecular function: protein binding. The record is from RefSeq and is a predicted model, not a curated record. Lineage: Eukaryota; Metazoa; Chordata; Lepidosauria; Squamata; Agamidae.
AGGCUCAGGGCCCGAUGCCGGAAGGGGGAGGGGGUGCAAAGCGUUAUGGCGACAACGGGAUCUGAGACGGAGAGCGGGGAGGGCGCGCAGGAGAUGAUGGAGGUUGACAGGAGAAUCGAAUCUGAAGAGUCGGGAGAUGAUGAAGGGAAGAAGCAAGCUGUUUGCAUAGUAACAGACCUCAGUCAACAGAGUUUAAAGGAUGAACAGAAUGCUGAAGCAGAGACACCAGUGGACAUGGAGACAAUUAGCCUGGAUCCAGAAGCAGAGGAUGUUGAUUUGAAUCAUUUCCGAAUUGGCAAGAUCGAGGGGUUUGAGGUGCUCAAGAAAGUGAAGACUCUUUGCCUCCGUCAGAACUUGAUUAAGCGUAUUGAGAACCUGGAACAGUUACAGACUCUGAAAGAGCUAGAUCUCUAUGACAAUCAGAUUCGAAAGAUUGAGAACCUGGAGGCCUUGACAGGUCUGGAGGUCCUGGAUAUUUCAUUUAACAUAUUACGGCACAUUGAAGGGCUGGAUCAGCUCACGCAGUUAAAGAAACUCUUCUUGGUCAACAAUAAAAUCAGCAAAAUUGAGAACCUAAGCAACUUACAGCAAUUGCAAAUGUUGGAACUCGGAUCUAAUCGAAUCAGGGCAAUUCAAAAUAUUGAUACACUAACUAAUCUGGACAGCCUAUUUUUGGGAAAGAAUAAAAUCACCAAGCUGCAGAACCUGGAUGCCCUGACGAACUUGACAGUACUUAGCAUACAGAGCAAUCGGUUGACCAAGAUUGAAGGCCUGCAGAACCUGGUGAACCUGCGGGAACUGUAUCUUAGCCAUAAUGGCAUAGAAGUCAUUGAGGGCCUGGAAAACAAUAAUAAACUUACAAUGCUGGAUAUUGCAGCAAACAGGAUCAAAAAGAUUGAAAAUAUCAGCCAUCUAACAGAACUCCAGGAAUUUUGGAUGAAUGAUAACCUCAUUGAGUGUUGGAGUGACUUGGAUGAAUUGAAAGGAGCCAAGAACUUGGAAACGGUCUACUUAGAACGGAACCCCCUUCAGAAGGAUCCCCAGUAUCGACGCAAAAUCAUGCUGGCCCUGCCAUCCGUCCGGCAGAUUGAUGCUACCUUUGUUCGGUUCUGACCCAUCUCUGGUCCCUUCUUCCUUACCUUCCUUCCUCUCAGAGUGUCACCGCUGGAUUUUUAUCCACACCGCACCCUCUGUCUUCAGCCCAUUGACACUUCCAGAGCAAACAGCCAACCAAGAGCACUGAUUGAAGACCCUGCAUAUAAUGCACACUCUUGUUGUUUUUGAAUAUUGCUAUAAUAAUAAUAAUUAUUAAAUCUUAACGUAUGAGAUUA